AUGCUUGGUUCCACUUCUUACUAUUCAAAUCUUUUGCCUGGAUCUUUUAGAGCAACAACCAGAACAACAGCCAUUUUUACCAUUAUUGUAUGGCUGAAUCUCUUACUUGUUACUCAUGUAUCUACAGUUGAGGGAACUACAGUCGUGUGUGAUGGGGCUACAGCUGCAUCUACUGUAGGUGUGGAUAUACACCGCUGGGGCUUUCGUGGGGCUGGAUAUCAUAUGCAGUUUGAUGUGGAGUUUCCACUCGCUCUUGACACUGUGCGUAUCUCACUGGAUCUUCCACACUCCUUUUUCUUUGAUGCUGCUGAGGUUGAACAGCUGUAUAGUCUUUCCACACUUGAAGGUGAAGAGGAUAUCACAGCUCAGUAUACUCCACUACGUAUUAACUCAUCCUUUUUUUUUGAUAUUGAAGCUCCUGUUUUUCGCGUCCCAUAUAAAACAAAUAAAGUGAAUUUCACCUUUACACGAUUACCAUCUGCGAAAUAUCAAAAAGGGAAAGGAGUAUUAUUGCUUCCUAUACACGCACGAUAUGAAGAAGUUGAUACAGUGACACCGUUUUCUAUUCAAGCCUUCUUCAAUAGAGAAACAUUUGUAGAACGUUGUAUUCCUGCUGUUAUGAUGAGGGGAACAGUUCAUGGUGCCGGUUGCCAUGUGGAAUCUGUGAGGAUGGAAACCCACAGUAAUAAUAGUAAUGAUGAUAAUAAUAAUAAUAUGAUCCCUAAGCGUAACUGUCAGCAUAUUCCUGUUGGUAUAUUAUCUUCUUUGCCUUAUGUAUAUGCUACUCUUGGUAUACUGCAGUGCGUUGGUGCUCUUAUUGUUAUAGUCUCACUACUCUAG
Messenger RNA from Trypanosoma theileri, 840 nucleotides. RefSeq lists its product as uncharacterized. The coding region runs from base 1 to 840 and encodes 279 amino acids. The transcript has a single exon. Lineage: Eukaryota; Euglenozoa; Kinetoplastea; Trypanosomatida; Trypanosomatidae. The record is from RefSeq and is a predicted model, not a curated record.